ACCUCAGGCGCUGGACAAUUAUUGUGCUAUUUUUGAAUAUGUUGACCGAAAAAAAAAUUAUAAAAGAGACCGCAGAACCCACGUACCCGUUUAGUCAUUCUCGUGUAGUGUAACACUUAAUACCAAAAUUAACACUCGCAGCCAAGAAUAUGCGUUGCGUGUAUUUCUUCAUAUGCCUGUUGCUCGGCAUCAGCUUGGCGCUAACAGCGGCCACAGCUGAGAAGAGCGUUAUUAUUGUAGCGCGUUCUGCCGCUGCGCACAAGCCAAAAACCAUAGCUGCGCCGCUAUACACAUCCUCGCCACGCCCACCCGUCGCUGAGGUGCAGUCAACAGCAGCGCCUACUAAAGCGCCCACCGUUAUUAUCAAUGCGCCACCUCAACUCGCCGUUGUGCUCCCGUCGACAGCUGCACCUAUUGAGACACCCACUACAGCGGCGUCCUCAGUUAUUAUCAACGCGCCGCCUCAAUUCGCCGUUGUGCUCCCGUCGACAGCUGCGCCUACUGAGGCAUCCACCACACCGGCGCCCUCAGUUAUUAUCAACGCGCCACCUCAACUCACCGUUGAGAUCUCGUCGACAGCAGCGCCUACUGAGGCACCCAGUACAGCGGCGCCCGCUGUUAUUAUCAACGCAGCCCCGCAAAUCACCGCAACAACCGAGAAGCAGCAAGUUACAGUUGAAAAGGUAACCGAGCCACAGCCGCUGCAGACACCUCCCACAGUUGACGCGCCAGCCCUAGUGGAAGUGACACCCAAACAGGAGACGCCACUGCAAGUGACCGGCUUCAUUACGAAGAACGGCAACAUCUACGAAGUGGUCGACAAGAAUGGCAUCGGUCGUAUCGAGGGUCGUCAAAACUCAAACCCUGACACUAAUGCGCCGUUUGUCUGUAAUUAUGGCGCCGUGGUCAUUUACAGUGAUGUGCCCUGCGAAGAGGUGACCAAUGUGCAUGUCGGUGGAGUCCGUGAUGAAGUGCCAAAUAUGGCCGACAAUAAGGAAAAGGAACCGGCCGAAACGCAGCAAUCAACAGCUGUGGUGCAGCAAGCUGUCGCUGAAAACAACAGCAGCAACGAAGACAACAACGAUAAUCACGACAACGACAAUAACAACAAUAAUCACAACAACAACAGAGUCGAUGAUACGAGCUCGGACGCUGAUGCCCAAGUCGAGUAUACGCCUAAUGACGAUAGUGCCUAUCUUGAUUACGACGUAAUAUUGCCGGCGGUGGUGGAUCGUAGACGCGGCAACAAGCAACCCGCCAAUCAACGCAGACGUAACGCCAAUCGUCAGCCUCCAAUUGUCGUACAUGUGGAUGGUGGCAAUCGUCGUCGCCAGCAGGCAAAGCGUCAGCGGCCACAGCAACAGCGUCGCCGUCAACAGAAUAACCGCAAAAGGAAUCAGCAACAACGUAGACGUUUGCAAUACCAACAACAACUACAACAACAACAGAACAGACGCCGCUACCAAAAUGGCAAUCGCAAGACACAGCAACGUCGACGCUUUGGCAACAGCAAUAACAUACGACGUUACCUUGACUAUGACUACGAUUAUUAUGAACGCCGGCUGUGAGUUGGCGCUGCGCUGAAAUGAGAGCAAAGACGAAUAAUAAUAAUAUUAAAUUAUAAUGAUGAUAUGUGAAGUGAUGAUUCGAUUUAAUAUGAAUUGUGUUGGAAAGCAUAAAAUAUUCGAAGAAAAUUAUUAGAAACCUUAGCUUUACAAGUGCGGGGCUACAGAAUCGCUCAAGAAUCUAUAUAUAAGUAUACGGAUAUAUAAAUUAUUUUUUUUUUAACCAGUGAAAUU
Messenger RNA from Zeugodacus cucurbitae (melon fly), 1799 nucleotides. RefSeq names its product probable serine/threonine-protein kinase tsuA. Bases 150 to 1568 code for a protein of 472 amino acids. The record is from RefSeq and is a predicted model, not a curated record. The transcript has 2 exons. NCBI's taxonomy places the organism in Eukaryota, Metazoa, Arthropoda, Insecta, Diptera, Tephritidae.